Messenger RNA from Varanus komodoensis (Komodo dragon), 3459 nucleotides. RefSeq names its product FHF complex subunit HOOK interacting protein 1B (gene FHIP1B). Gene Ontology annotation, cellular component: FHF complex. The record is from RefSeq and is a predicted model, not a curated record. Gene Ontology annotation, biological process: endosome organization; lysosome organization; endosome to lysosome transport. The transcript is spliced from 12 exons. Lineage: Eukaryota; Metazoa; Chordata; Lepidosauria; Squamata; Varanidae. Bases 267 to 3254 code for a protein of 995 amino acids.
UCACCUGCGCUUGCUCUCCCCGCAGUUGCUGCGCGACUCGGACAUGAGCUCUGGCGGGCCUCGCUGCCAGCUGUGUGCCAGCUCCGGAGCAGCAUGGGGCACUCCGGCCCACGGACCGGUGCCCCCUUCCUGCCAGGCCAGUGGUGCUUCUCUCCAGCCCCUAGAGACGCCGGGCAGCGCCGAGGCGGCCGCCUGUGACCUCCGUCCUCCCACCUGCCGCUUCCCCUCCCUCCACGCGAUCGCUGUGUGGCGUGUGGCCCCGCCAGAUGGAGAGGAUGAGCUGGCUGAGCAAGCUGAAUCCCCGGGCGGCAGCCGGGCACCGGGCAAGCCGGGCGGCCAGCCUGCAGAGCCCCGUCACGGCGGACCCCGAGACGUGCCUCAUGGUCUUCAAGAACCACUGGGCUCAGGUGCUGAGGAUCCUGGAGAAGCGGGGCCCGCGGGCGGCGCAGGGGGCGGCGGAUGACCUCAGCGUGGUGCGCAACAACACCUGCCAGAUGAUGACGCUGCUGGCGGAGGAGCGGGCCAGGGCCGAGGGCGCCGCGGGGCCCAUCCUGGAGUUCGUGGCGGCCGAGGACGUGCUGGAGCGCCUGCUGGGCUGGCACCUGCAGCGGGACGUCCCCGAGGAGCGCAAGGUGGAGCUGCUGAAGCUGUACGAGGCGCUGGUGGGCCAGGCGCGCCAGCCGCUCCUGCGCCAGCCGGCCGUGCUGCGCCCGCUACUGCGGCUGCUGGGCCAGUGCGCCGGCCCGGCCUCGCCGCGGCUGGAGGGCACGCUGGUGCCGCUGCUCAGCCAGCUGUGCGUCUCCGUGGCCCGCGAGCCCCCGCUGCUGGAGCGCCUCUUCCACAGCCCCGGCGAGCGCAGCCCGGCCAGCCUCGUCGUCUUCUCCCUCCUGGUGCCCUUCAUCCACCACGAGGGGCUGCUCGGCCAGCAGGCCCGCGACGCCCUGCUGCUGCUCAUGGCUGUGUCUGCCGGCAACCGCACCGUCGCCCAGUACAUCACCGACAGCUCCUACUUCUGCCCGGUCCUGGCCACCGGCCUGAGCGCCCUGUACUCCUCCUUGCCCCGCAAGCUGGAGGUCCGGGGGGACGACUGGCACUUCCUGCGCCGUGAGGACUGGAUUGGGGUCCCCUCCCUCGUCCUCUUCAUGAACUCGCUGGAGUUCUGCAAUGCAGUCAUCCAGGUGGCCCACCCGCUGGUCCAGGAGCAGCUAGUCGAGUACAUCCACCACGGCUUCCUCGUGCCUGUCAUGGGCCCGGCCUUGCACAAGUCCUCCAUCGAGGAGAUGAUCGCCAGCACGGCCUACCUGGACCUCUUCCUGCGCAGCGCCAGUGAGGUGGCGCUGCUGAAGACCUUCCUGCGCUUCCUGCUGCUCCACCGCCACGACCACUGCACCAUCCUCGACACGCUGGUGGCCCGCGUGGCCAGCAACUCCCGUCUGUGCAUGGUCUCGCUCGGCCUCUUCCGGACCCUGCUCAGCCUCCACUGCGAGGACGUCCUGCUGCAGCUGGUGCUCAGGUACCUGAUCCCCUGCAGCCACGUCAUGCUGAGCCAGCGGAGGGCGGUGAAGGAGGUCGACCUGUACGGCAAGGCGGCCAGCAAGUUCCUCUCGCUGCUGCCCCGCUGCUGCCGCCGCGGCCCCGAGAGCGCUCCCCCAGCCGGGCGGGAAGAGGAGCACGCCAGCUGGUCCAAGGGCCACGGGAGCCCCAGCGUGGACGCCUCCUCCGUCGUGACCGUCCCCAAGCCCUCCACGCCCUCGCGCAUCUCCUUCUUCAUGCGUCAGUCGAGCCUCAGCACGGACGCCCCGAGUCCCGCAGGAACCCCGACAGGCAGCCCCUGCCACCGACCGGGCCGCUGGGAGGAGGUUGCGGACCUGGACGGGAACUACCUGGAGUACCUGCGGGACGCCCGGCUGCACGUGGACCGCUGCGUCUGGGCCUGCCGCGUGUGGUCCGCCCCCUACGACGGGGAGGAGCCCAGCGCCAGCAGCCUGGCCCCGCCCCCGGACCCCGCCCCCCCACCCCUCAGCCAGGACUGCUUUGGCCCCGCCCCCGACAGGCCCCCGGGCCACGCGCCCGCCUCCCCCCGGACUAAAAAACGGGGCCUGCCGGAAGGGGCGGCUGUCCCGGAAGGGGCCGCCCCCGGAGGGGAGCCCAGUCCCCCGGCCUCUCCGGGCCCCAGGGACUCGGGGGCCCUGCUCAACGGGGCCCAUGGGGGCGCGGGCCUCCAGGAGCCCUGCUGGCACCCGCUGCCCGGCGGGCUGGAGAACGGCUCCGCCCCGAGCCCCGGCUGCGAGCCCGGGCCGGCCUGGCCGCCCCCGGACAGCUCAGACUGCCUGCUGGAGCAGCUGCUGGGCCCAGCCCCGCUGGAGAACGGCGGGGGCGCCCUGGCGGUCGAGACCCUGGCGGCGGAGCUGAGCCGGCUGGAGGACGAGCUGGCCAACGGCGCAGGGGAGCCGUCCUCCGAGCGGGACCCCCUCUCCCGGGAAGAGGAGGAGGCCUACCGGAGCUUCUCCUCACACCCGGACAGCACGGAGCCGCCCCGGGCGGCUGACCCCCCGGCCCCGGUCAUCAGAAGUCCCCUGCGCACGCCCGGGCAGCCCCCCAGCCAGCCCUUCACAGGCCCCUUCGUGGCCGUGCUGCUGGCCAAGCUGGAGAACAUGCCGCAGAACUCGCUGUACGUCAACGUGCUGCUGACGGGGCUCCUCGCGCAGCUGGCCUGCCACCCGCAGCCGCUGCUGCGCUCCUUCCUGCUCAACACCAACAUGGUCUUCCAGCCCAGCGUCAAGUCCCUCAUACAGGUCCUGGGCUCGGUCAAGAACAAGAUCGAGAGCUUCGCUGCCAGCCAGGAGGACUUCCCCGCCCUGCUGUUCAAGGCCAAGAAGUACCUGAUCGCGCGCGCCAAGCUGGACUGGUCCGACACGCAGGGCGCGGCCCCCUCCCUGCGCCGCUCGGAGACCCUCGUGAAGAGCCGGAAGCCGUCCAUCGGGGAGCUGAUCAUGCGCCACACCAACAGCCCCACACGGGCGCGCCAGGCGGCCCAGCUGGCCCUGCAGCCCAUGCGCGAGGGGCAGGCCAUGCAGGCGCUGGCCGGGGCCUCCCUGCUGCGUGGCUCAGCCGAGCGGCAGAGCGAGGCGCUGCGGGUGAAGAACGCAGUCUACUGUGCCGUCAUCUUCGGCGAGUUCCUCAAGGAGCUGGCCGCCAUCGCGCAGGCCCACGCCGUCACCUCGCCCUUCCUGCUGGAGCCGCCGGAGGAGUGACCGCCCGCCCGCCCGCCCGCCCGCAGCACUCCCCCCUCGGCCCCCGCCGGCAUCGCCCCCCGGCUUGGCACUGCCAGGUCUGCACUACUCGGGGGGGCACCUUUUUAGACACUCCGUUCCGGGACACGGACCUUUUUAAUUUAUUGGGAAUGAAUGUUUUUCUGGAGAAUUUGUUGCAAUAUGUAUAAAAGAAGCGCAUUCGUCA